AAAAAAGGUAAAUGUAAAUAUAUAGGGUUUUAGGUUGUACUUGGAAGCAAAUCCCGGGCACCGGUAAAACCCCAAUCACUCACUAUUCAUUUCAGGAAACCGAAAACGAUGUCGUCGUGGGCCGGCGCUAGAUCUAUUCUCCGGUCAGCCUCCGCCGUCCGUACCGGCGCGGCGAGAUUAGCUGCCGCAUCCAAAGCUCCCAAAGCCUCUCCCUCUCCCUUUCGAACGCCCACCACAAAACCGCCACUCGCUGCUCCUCGUCGUCUAUUCAGCUGUCCUGUUGAAAUGAGUUCGAUGCAACCCUAUCACACGGCCACUGCUUCUGCUUUGAUGACUUCCAGGCUCACUCUCUCUCGACUCGGUUACGCUUGGCUCCCUGAAGCUUGCAACGAUGAUGUGUGAUGAACAUUCGGAGGAGUCGAGCACUAUAAAAUGUAGAACUGCAUUUUAAGACAACCGGCAGAUAAGUUAAAGAAUAGAGGCUCUUAAUGUGCUGCAGAAUUGUGAAGUUCUUCGAGCAUGAUAAGUUAGACGAUUUGUGAAUUCUGCUACAUCUGGCUUGAACUUAAAUAAAUAUGUUGGUUCAAACAUUUUGUAGCUCUUCUGCUUGUAUUGGUCAAUUAUUAUCAGAACAGAUAUGAUUGUUCAAUCAUCACACUAACUUUUUAAAUGUUAAUCAACUCACAAUGAUAGUGAUAAUUUAUGAUUAUUGGUGAAUGCCUAAAUAGCCUUUAGGCCUUUAGCAAA
Daucus carota subsp. sativus is the source of this 747-nucleotide messenger RNA. RefSeq names its product protein NUCLEAR FUSION DEFECTIVE 6, mitochondrial. NCBI's taxonomy places the organism in Eukaryota, Viridiplantae, Streptophyta, Magnoliopsida, Apiales, Apiaceae. Bases 109 to 402 code for a protein of 97 amino acids. Gene Ontology annotation, cellular component: mitochondrion. The transcript has 3 exons. The record is from RefSeq and is a predicted model, not a curated record.